Molecule: messenger RNA, 1515 nt
Organism: Drosophila innubila
Lineage: Eukaryota; Metazoa; Arthropoda; Insecta; Diptera; Drosophilidae
Product: zinc finger protein 43-like
Exons: 2
Coding region: 20-1285 (421 amino acids)
Biological process (GO): regulation of transcription by RNA polymerase II
Cellular component (GO): nucleus
Molecular function (GO): zinc ion binding; RNA polymerase II cis-regulatory region sequence-specific DNA binding; DNA-binding transcription factor activity
Source: RefSeq, a predicted model, not a curated record
GUAAAAGUCAAAUUACGAGAUGGAUGAAGUUUGUCGCUUUUGCACUUUGAACUGCACCACACUUGAGAAUAUCUUCGCCGAGCGAGAUCAGACGGAUAAUGAGCCACUCCUUAUUGCUAUGCUGGAGUCUUGCACCAACUGUGUAAUCAGGGAAUCGGAUUCGUUGCCCCAAAACAUAUGUGGGCCUUGUAUAUCGGCUGCCAAGAAUGCAUUUGAAUUCAAACAUAGAUGCGAGCAAAGUCAAAAGUAUUUUAUGGAACUCCUCAACGAGUGUGAGGAGAAGCCCGAUAUCGGAGAGCUUAUUACAGGCGAUUCGUGCCUUACAGUAAGUAAUUUAGGCGAGGUCUGCAUAAAACCAGAACCAGAUGACACUGUGAACGAUGAUAACUUUAAAGGAUGUUCAACAACAAAGGAAUUAAAUGAAACUGAGGAUGAAGAUUACUCUAAAGAUGAAAGCUUAGGAACGGAAGAAUCAAAUGAAAUUGUGGAUAAAUAUGAAAUGAUAAGCAGUCGGCACUCCGAAGAAUUUCCCUACAAAUGUGAGCAAUGUUGUAAAGCUUUUAAAAAUAAAUGCGAUUUGAAAAAGCAUAGAGUGGCCCAUUCUGACGAUCGCCCCUACAAAUGUGAACACUGCCCUAAGGCGUUUAAAACCCAACUCGUUUUACGGAGGCACGCAGUGGUUCAUUCUACCAAACGCCAAUACAAAUGUGAGCUGUGCGAAAAGUCGUUUAAAACCAUGGACAGUUUAAGAGGUCACAUGCUGACUCAUACUGAUGAUCGCCCCUACAAAUGUGAACACUGUGCAAAGUCCUUUAAAAUGGAAUGUACUUUAAAAGAGCACAUUAAAAUACAUUUUGAAGAUCGCCCCUACAAAUGUGAACACUGCUCAAAAGCGUUUAAAACUGUACACAUUUUAAACGGGCACAAAAUUAUCCAUUCUGACGAACGCCCCUACAAAUGUGAGCACUGCUCAAAGGCGUUUAAAAGGGAUAAUAUUUUAAAAGAGCACUUAAAGACUCAUUCUGACGAUCGCCCCUACAAAUGUGACAGCUGCCCGAAGGCAUUUAAGAGCCUACAAAUUUUAAACGGGCACAAAAUUAUUCAUUCUGGCAAACGUCCCUAUAAAUGUGAGCACUGCCCAAAAACUUUUCAAAGAUAUACUACGUUAAAAGAACACAUAAUAAUGCAUACUGGCGAUCAUCCCUACAGAUGUGAGCACUGUCCUAAGGCUUUUACAACCAAAUAUAAUUUUGAAAGGCACAAAAUGACACAUUCUGGCGUUUAAAGGAGAUACUAUGUUGAAAGAGCACAUCUUAAUUCAUUCUGAAGAUUAUUAAGAAGAAUUUGGAAACUGCCUACAAUUUUACCAUUAUUUAACUUUGUUUUAAGCGAUUUGAUCCCUUGGAAUCCUUGUAGAAGAACACCUUCACCCAAAACUUUGUGGUAAUUAUUAAGAGUUUGAAAUUGUAUGGACUUUUGUGAGCAAAAAUAAAUUAACAUUUUAUAGUAAAAAAA